Fonticula alba is the source of this 3523-nucleotide messenger RNA. RefSeq lists its product as hypothetical. NCBI's taxonomy places the organism in Eukaryota, Rotosphaerida, Fonticulaceae. The record is from RefSeq and is a predicted model, not a curated record. Bases 230 to 3523 code for a protein of 1097 amino acids. The transcript is spliced from 4 exons. Gene Ontology annotation, biological process: regulation of DNA-templated transcription. Gene Ontology annotation, molecular function: sequence-specific DNA binding; DNA-binding transcription factor activity.
CCCCCCCCCGCUCGCCUGCUCGCGCAAGGGACUGUUCCUGCACCCUCCGCUACCUCCCUCCCUUCCCAUCUGCCAGCCUCCGCCGCUGCCAGCCUCCGCCGCUGCUGCCACUGCUGUUGCCCCUGCGAGCGCUGGCCCGAACGUGUUUGGGCCCGCAAUCUGGCACCCGCGCCCCACUCUCUCCUCUCCCUGCCGGGCCUCGGCCAUUUUCUCCCCGCUCGCCGGAACCAUGCAGGACGACUGCAUGUCCCAAUCCCCGAAGCUCGAGUCGCCGGACACUCUCCUCGUCCGGCAACUCCCGCCCAUGGUGACCCCCCUGUCCGAGGAAUCCAUCGCUUCCAUGGCCAGCUGGCCGGGCAUCGACGAGAAGUCCGAGACCUUUGUGUACCGGCUUUUCCGCAUGGUCGAGAACCCCAACAGCCAACACAUCAUUCGGUGGUCCAAGACCGGGACCUCCUUCCUGAUUAUCGACUGCAAGGAGCUCGAGGCCCAUGUCCUGGCACAGUACUUCAACCACUCGAAGUUCUUCAGCUUCGUGCGCCAGCUCAACAUGUAUGGCUUCAACAAGGUCAACAACACCGACCUCGCGUCCACCGAGUCCGGCCCCUAUCACCAGUCGUCCGGCCAGCAGCAGCAGCAGCAGCAGCAGCAGCAGCAACAACAACAACAAUACCAUGCCCAAUUCCCGAACUUUCCCUCCCACCAGCCGGCGGAGGGCGGCGACGAUGAGGACGCCAAUGAGGCCGGCUUUGAGAGGCGCAUGCUCGGCGCACAGGAGGACGCCAGCGAUGAUGAGCCCGCCCUCCUGCGCAUGUGGGAGUUUGCCCACCCGCUUUUCCUCCGUGGCAAGCCGGAGUUCGUGCCGGAGAUCAAACGCAAGGGCGAUAAGGGCAAUCUCGACAUGCAUGGCGGCCACUUGCAGGGUGUCGGCCAGCGGCCUCUCCCCCCGGGGGUGCACCCGACUGGCAAGCUGUUGCAUCCGGAUGACCCCUAUUCCGGGGGGAUGCCUCAUCUGGGCGGGAUGCCUGGAGGACAUGACGAGUCCAUGCUGCGCGGCGGGCAUGGCGGUCCCGGGCCAUAUGGCAUGCAUGGUGGCGGCGGCGGCGGCGGCGGCGGCGGCGGCGGCGGCAUGGUCGGCGGCCCCGUCCCAUCGGGCCCCGAGGAGUCGCUGCUUGAUGACAUGUCCUUCGGGAUGCCGGUGGUUCAAUCGACGGCCGGGCCUCAGACAUCCCUCCCCCCGGCUGUGGGGGCGGAUGUCCGGCGUACACGGCCCUCCUCUCGGUCGUCGCUUGCUGGGAAUGUUCCCACGCCGGAUCAGUCCCUCCCGCCGAUGGUAGCCGGCGGCGGUAAUGCCGGCCCCACUGCCGGGGGGAACUACCCCGGUGGUGGGCCUCAUCAGCCGCCGGUGUACCUCCCCCAGUACUCGGCCGGCGUGCGCCCUGCCGAAGUGUCCCCCUUCCACCAUCAACAAUACCAGCCGCACCCGCAGCCGCAGCCGCACCCGCAGCCGCAACAAUACCUGGCGCCGCACCAUCGGCCAUCGGUCCCCGGGCAGGUGCACCCCAUGCACCCAUCGGAUUCCCAUGGCCGGCCGCCGCACUUCCAGCCACACUAUGCCCCCUCGCCGCCGGUGAUCCACUCGUCCCCCUUCUCGGCCUUCCCGGCAUCGGGCGGCGGCCAGCUGACCGAGCGCGAGGCCCUGCUGGCCGAGGACAUUGGGCUCCUGUCGCAGCGCCUCUCCGACAUCAGCUACCUUCUCUCGGCGAUGAUCUACCACAUGAACGUGCCCUUCAUCAAUGAGGACCCGCUUCUUUCGAAGGCCGCACGUGCUCUGGUCCAGCCGCUGCGCCUGCACUCGGCCGGCCUCCUGUCUCCCCGGGCCGGGGCGGCGCCGCCACACGGCCUGGACCCCCUGGCCAGCAGCCCCCACUUUGCUGUUGGUAGCAGCCUGCCCGGGGCAGGGCGCUCGAGUCACCCCCGGGAGGACUCCCAGUCGGCGGAUGUCGGGGGUGCUGGCGGCAGUGGCGGCCCGGGCGAGGCCACCAAGCCCCCGCAUGGCACCUUUGUCCCUGGGCACCGGCGUGCCGCCUCCGGGUCGCAUUCCAUGUCGCACCCGGCCCCGGUGACGGCCCUCCUGUCGGCCUCGUCGAUGGCCACCGGCCCGGAGGGUCGUCGACGCCAAAUGCCCUUCACACAUUCGCGCUCGAAAUCCUUCACACAGAGCCGGCCUGCGGCAAGCAGUGCCGGGUCCGGAUCCGGCGGGCUGCUGUCCCCGGGAGCCCGUGGGGCCCCGGGCCCCGGUGGUCACCACCGCUUGACCCAACACUCGCGGUCACACUCGAUUGAUGUUGGGACGGAUCCGUCGUUGAUUGCGGCAGCCGCGGCGGCCGCGGCCGCCGGUGACCCGUCCGCUCGGGCACGCUUCGUCCAGCCGGACAGCCUGCAUCAUGAUCCCGGGCGUGGCCGGGCCGGGUCCUUCGCGUCGACCCUCAGCACGGGAAGCAGCUUCAGCACUUUCGGUGAGGCCGGCCGCGCGAGUGUCACGGCUCCGGAGGAGGGCUCCGCGUACUCGGGCUCCGGUCCUUCUGGCCCGGGGGCGCCGCCUGCCGGUGUCAAGACUCCUCCCCGUGCUGGCUCGGGAGCACCCGGUGGCUCGUAUGAGCAGCACCACACCAACCGGUCGUCGGGCCACCCGUCGCAGCAUGGCGGCUAUUCGACGGAGCCCGGCACCCAGUCCCCCUCGACCAUGGUCUUCCAUGAUGAGCGGCCAGCUCCCCCGGGGAUCGGGGAUGACCUGGCCCAUGGUGCUCCGCGCUCGCGCACCGGCUCGCAUGCCUCCCUGACGCAGGCUCCCCCUUCGGCGCCCGGCGGACCGGGGGACUUUGCCGCCGACUCGCCGGGAGCCGCCCUUGCCACGGCAUCGGGGAGCAUCUCCUCCGGGGGCAUGGCCUCCUCCUCGGAGCCUGACACCUUCCUGGUGCACGGCCAGCAGGCGGACCACCCGCCAGGCCAGCAGUACCUCACGUACUCGCAGCAGCAGCAGCAGCAGCAGCAGCAGCAGCAGCAGCAACAGCAACAGUAUUACCCGUACUCGCAGCAGCAACAGCACUACUCGCAGCCAGCCCCCUACAACCAGGGCGUAUACUUCGGCUCGGGGGAAGAUCGUUCGGGCAGCGGCUACUCCCCGCGCCACCAGUCCUGGCAGGCGGUCCCCCUGUCGGAACUGUCGGCCUCCAAUUCCAUGAGCCUUUCGUCGGGGGUGGACGCCGGCGGCCCCUUUUCCAUGACCGAACCGAAGCCCCAUGACAUGGGCGGGCCCUUCCGCCCGCAUCAGCCGCACCUGGCCGGCCAGUACCCUCAUCCGGCCUCGCAUCACCACCACCCCUCGCAUGGCGAGGCGUCACUCUUCCCCUCGGAGGAUGCCCAUGAUGCCACCAUGCAUGAGCAGCCUCCCCGGCCGGCAGAUCACCAGUCGCAGCCAGGGGCACCGUCACACCCUUUGCACGCGGUGGUGCCUCUAUGA